ACUUUAUUUGUAUUUUCAAAUUUUUAGAAAAAAGGAAAAAACAUUGCCCUAACUUUUUUUUCCAUCUCCUUGGUAAAAUAAACGCCUAUCAGCAGCAGCAGAGCGGCGGUCAUGGCCUCCUUUCUCUCUCUUUCUAUUCUCUCUUUCAUUUCCAUUUAGAAAAAUAUUACCUACCCACCAAACAGACCUCAUUUAUAUCUCUCUUCUGGGUUUUUUUUUUAAUAAUUUUAUUUGGUAUUUAUUUUUUUUUGCCCCAAAUUAUCAGGUUUGCACACUGAUAGAUCUGAAAGCAAUUUCGCAGAGCCUUCUCUUUUUUCCGAGAGAAAAAAUAGAAGGAAAGAAGAAUUUCACCUCUACAUUGGGGUGAUGGUGGAAGUUUGGUGGUCUCUGUUGGCCGCUAUCCCUGCAGUGGUUGCAGGGCAAGCUUUUAGAAUGAAGAAAAGGCAUGCUGAAGAGCAGAGACUAAAGAGUGCCAGGGGAAGGGAGAAGAGUUCCGAUGAGAUUUUUGUGUGUGAGAGGGUAUGUACAUCUAAGAGAAUGCUAAAAAAGGUUGGUGCAUUCUCAAAGGACCCAAUUCCUGAUACUUGUGUUACUGUCUGUGGCGUAUCUGAGCUAGACGCAUGUGCUGAUGCAUGUGCUCGCACUGUUUGUGUAAACCAACAUCAAGUACCUAACUGGAAUGACAUCUGCCUCCGCAGAUGCCAGAGUGAAUGUCUCAGACUCUCUACUUCUCAUUCUUCUUAGGCAGUUUCUUUUAAAUGAAAUGUGUAUAACAUCCAUACUUUCCUGGAGUUAUCAGUGUUUCUUACCCCCAUUUUCCAAUCAUGUAAUUUCUUAUUUAUCAAUGGGGAUCUAGUUUGGACUUAACUAUUUUGAACUA
This is a messenger RNA of Ziziphus jujuba (common jujube), 880 nucleotides long. RefSeq lists its product as uncharacterized. The record is from RefSeq and is a predicted model, not a curated record. The transcript is spliced from 2 exons. Bases 367 to 744 code for a protein of 125 amino acids. Lineage: Eukaryota; Viridiplantae; Streptophyta; Magnoliopsida; Rosales; Rhamnaceae.